UGCCGAACGACCUCGAGGUCGCAGUCACGAGCUCUGUCCGAUGUCUUGCGGGCCUCAGCUGAAUGGCGGGAAAACUCCGCCUUUGGCCUGGCCUACUGCAACGAAGACUCGACCAAGACUCGACCAGAAGUCUCAGACGGCGCGCAUCAGGCGCCUGACAUGAUGUGAAGCAAUCGACAAAAGAACGAGAGUUUCAGCCUUGUCCCGCCCACAGCAACGGGAGGCGGCUGUGUCCUGCGGUUCAUGGAGCCGGUCAAGUUUGAAAUCAGUGACUCCAAACUCGAGCACAACAACUGGCGCUUCCCCGCCACCCUCAAGACUUAUGCGCUGAGAGAGCUGGAGGAGGAAGAUUUCCUUGUCAAUCACAAGAUCGACCGUAGCUAUGACGAUAGUACCGUCCGGUUUAAGUUGCUCGUCGGAAAGGGCGUCAGCGCAAAUCUACUCGACACAACCAAGCUCCCCUUUCGCUCCGACAUUCUCGAGCAAGUCAAGAAGAACGGGUGGAUAUCGGACGAGUAUGAGCAUCUCUGGAGACGUGAUGGCGGCGGGUCGGCGUGCUUGAUCUCGCACAAGAUCCUGGUCUUCUUACUACAGACUCCACGGGAUGGCAGAUCCUUCACUUCGCUCUCCCUGGUGAACCGCGAACGCGCACAUUGUGGGGGCAUCUUCUUCACCGACGAAACAUACAACCUGGACAAGCUGUUGGGGGCGCAAACAUAUCUCAAUCGACAUCCCAAGGUCCCUCGAGACUUUGCGAUCCUGCCGUUCAAUGUGCUCGUACAUCACGUCGAGGAGACUCUUGGCUAUGUGCAAAAACUAUCGCGAGAGCUGACGAGCACGGAGAAGCGGAUCGCAGAAGGCAACAUUUCGCUCGACGAGAAUGGCGAUUACAAGCUACUCAAUCGGUUGAACCUCGAGCAUUUGCGAUUACAACGGAGGUCGAACUUCGAGCUGGAGCUGGCCAGGAAUCUUUUGAAAUACCUCACCGAGUAUCAGAAUCUGUGGAGCGCUCUGUGGGAAGGGGGCACCUCGUACCUCGAGGAAAUGCGGGAGAAGAUCGAACAGCAGAUGCGAUAUGCCGAGCAGGUCAAAGUGGAUCUCGACAUUGUUCCGAGGAGGAUCAAGGGGCAGUCGAAAACGAUUUUCAAUUUCAUCGCUCAACGAGACAACGCUCUCAACAUCCAACUGGCACAGAGCUCGCGCAGGAUCGCCGAGGAGAGCAGACGAGACAAUCUGCUCAACAUCGAAAUCGCCAAAGCGACGGCGCAAGUGGCGGAGGAGACGCGGCAGGACUCGGCGGCGAUGAAGACCAUCGCCAUCUUGACCCUGACAUUCCUCCCCGGCACCGCGGUCGCCUCGGUGUUUUCGAUGAACGGCAUGUUCAACUGGAGUCCGGCACCGGGCGGCCAGAUUGCAUCGCCGUAUCUCUACGUUUUCUUCGUGGUGACGGUGCCUUUGACCAUCUUCCUCUAUAUCGCGGUGAGUCCACAGUGCUGUCAAUGCUAUCCUGAGGCGGCACAUUCCCCUAGCUAUCCCCUGCUGACCAUGGGAUCAUAGUGGUGGUGGUGGCACAACUAUACGCAGCGACAAUUUCAGAAACGGCAUGACGAGGGCCUGCAGGACGUUGAGAAGAAGUUGAAGCUUGCGGUGAGAAGUGCAACCGGAACAUGGUGAUACCGGCUUCCCUGCCAUAGUAUACCCAUGAUGCACGACUUGAUUGAGCCUUGUGGCCGGCCGCGUAAGAUGUCGAUCUAUACAUAGCGUAUGCAGUAUCGCCCACACGUGCAUGCUGUGGUACAUCCUCGAUCAAUGUGUCCAAGAAUACAAAGUCGCCACUUGUCUGUGCCUUCUCGACCCCGAAUGGGUGUUGGAGCCCUUGCAAACGAAUUCGAAUCCAACAACCU
Molecule: messenger RNA, 1904 nt
Organism: Neohortaea acidophila
Lineage: Eukaryota; Fungi; Ascomycota; Dothideomycetes; Mycosphaerellales; Teratosphaeriaceae
Exons: 8
Coding region: 244-1557 (437 amino acids)
Source: RefSeq, a predicted model, not a curated record